This is a messenger RNA of Penicilliopsis zonata CBS 506.65, 4902 nucleotides long. RefSeq lists its product as hypothetical. Gene Ontology annotation, molecular function: DNA binding; protein dimerization activity; calcium ion binding. The record is from RefSeq and is a predicted model, not a curated record. Gene Ontology annotation, biological process: endosomal transport; endocytosis; transcription by RNA polymerase II. NCBI's taxonomy places the organism in Eukaryota, Fungi, Ascomycota, Eurotiomycetes, Eurotiales, Aspergillaceae. The coding region runs from base 1 to 4902 and encodes 1633 amino acids. The transcript has 9 exons. Gene Ontology annotation, cellular component: RNA polymerase II, core complex; cytoplasm; plasma membrane.
AUGCCUCCCAAGAAAGAGGCUCUCUUGCCCUCCGAGAUGGUGUAUGCGCGACUCAAGCACCCUCUUACCUCCCAGCGUCCUGGCCGUCAGUCCUCUACUGUCGAGGUGGCCCAUGACGAGCAGCCUAGUUACGAAUCCUUUGUCCUGGGCAAUGGAGAGAAGAAGAUCGAGGUUAGAAUCGAGUCUCACAUGCCAUCUUCCGCUGUCUUCACUUUCAACAAGGAGGAUCACACCCUGGGAAAUAUGAUCACUGCCCGCCUGCACCAGAACCCCAAAGUCAUCUUUGCAGGAUACAAGGUUCCCCAUCCUUUGAUCCCCAAAUUCGAACUUCGGGUCCAGACAAACGGAGACAUCACUCCCAAGGAAGCUCUCAUCGCUGCCUGCCAUGAUCUGGUCAAGGACCUGGGAAUCCUCUCCCGCGAAUUCACCAAGGAAUACGAACUCCGCAAGAUGGCGAUGUAUUCGUCCUCGAAUUCCUUCCUCGGCGGUGCCGGCGGUGCUCGCCCGGGACAGGCGCCUUCCCUCCAGCAUCCGCAACCUCAGCAUCAGCCGCUGUACGCCCAGCAACAGCAACAGCUACAGCUUCAGCCGCAGCAGGGCUUCCUCCCCCAGCCUACCGGGUUUGUCCCGCAACCUACGGGAUUCGGCAAUGCUCUCCUGCAACCACAACCCACUGGUUUCCCGGUCGGCGCCGGCGGUGGUGGCCAGCUUCAACCUCAGCCCACGGGGUUUCCCCAGGUCCAACAGCCUCAGUUUACAGGAUACCCGGGUCAACAACAACAGCAGCUUCAGCAGCAGCAGCAGCAGCAGCAGCAGUUUCAGCUUCAGGUCCCUACGGCGACGGGCAUGCCCUCCCGUCCGUUGACUGCUCAUACCUCGUCGGCUAUUGCUGACUCCUUUCGCGACCUGUCCUCUGAGACGGCGCCCGUCCCGCCACCCAAGGCUGCCGGGUCCAGGAUCCCCAGUAUUCGACUCUCCUUCAUCACGGCGCAGGACCAGGCCAAAUUCGAACAGUUGUUCAAGUCUGCCGUGGGGGAUAGUCAGACAAUGGAUGGUGAAAAAGCGAGGGAUCUCCUGUUACGUUCCAGGCUGUCAGGGAGUGAUCUGUCGAAGAUUUGGGUCCUCUCGGAUUCUACAAAGUCAGGACAACUCUUCUUUCCCGAAUUUGCCUUGGCCAUGUAUCUGUGCAACCUGCGUCUGACGGGCAAGGAGCUGCCGCCGGCGCUCCCGGAGACGGUCAAAAACGAAGUCUCGAGCAUGGUCGACAUCAUCUCGUUUGGCGUCCCGGAUACCCAACCCCAAUCUGGCCCCAGAACCAAUGCUCCGAGUUUCGACGCGCCCCUGCUGGAAAACAAAACCGCCCCGCCUGCCCCCCAGCAACCCCAGCCGCAGCAACCGUCCAACAGCCAACUCCUGUCGCAGCUGACUGCACAGCCAACGGGCAUGUUCCCCCCCUCCGCCACCGGGUUUCCUGGACAGAAUCAGGGCCUCGUUCCGCAGCCGACAGGGUUCCCCGGCCAUCUCGCCGCCCCGCAGAUCAUUCAGUCGCAACCGACUGGGUUUGGCCAACAAAACCCACAACCCACAGGCUACACCGGGCCUCGUCCUCCCAUGCCGCCCAUGCCCACCGGUUUCGCGUCCAGUCUUAGCCCGGUCCCAACCGGCAUGGCGCCGCUGGCCGCCCAGCCGACCGGCAUUCCAGGACAGUGGGGGUUUGUCAACACUCCGGCCACCGGACUGCCGAACAUUGAUGCGUUGAAGCAGCAGCUCAUGCCCCAGCCGGGCCGCGAAGGCGGCUUCACCACCGCCGGCCUGGCUGGAAAUGCAAACAUCCCGUGGGCCAUCACCAAGGAAGAGAAGAAAAUCUACGAUGAUCUUUUCCGUGCCUGGGAUGGCUUCCGUAAAGGGUUCAUCGGGGGUGACACGGCCAUCGAAAUCAUGAGCCAGAGUGGUCUCGACCGUCAAGAUCUGGAGCGCAUCUGGACGCUGGCGGACCCCAACAACCGCGGCCGAUUGAACAUGGAUGAGUUUGCCGUCGCCAUGCAUUUGAUCUACCGCAAGCUCAACGGGUACCCGGUCCCCAACCGCCUGCCGCCCGAACUGGUGCCCCCCUCCACGCGGAACUUAAAUGACUCGAUCGGCACGAUCAAGUCUCUCUUGUCGCAGGAUGCCGAGCAGCGCAAGUCGUCGGGUGCCUUCCUUCAGCCUCAGAAGACCGGCGUGAGCUACCUCAAGGAGCAUUCCUUCCGUGGUGGCGCAACUUCCCCCAGCUUCGGCCGAAAGGAUGCAACCGUAUACAAGAACAAUGAUGAUGCUGCGGGCUACCGUUCUAGUGCUCGUCGCCGGGUGGGCAACGAUACGGGCCGAACCCCGUCUCCCGCAGCUUCCCAGACAUCCACCACUGACGAUGAGCUGUCUCUCGACCAGCUCAAGAAGAAGAUCCGCGAGGCCAAGAUCAUGCUGGACGCAGUGGAUUUCCAGGAUGAACAGAGAGCCGAGGAAGACGAUGCUCUGGACCGUCGGGACCGCCGGGAAGCGGAGAGCCUGAUGAGCCGGAUUCGGCGGGUGCAGGACGACAUUGACACACACCCCAAUGCUUCAUUCCGGAGCCUGGACUCGGGCGCAGAACGCAGGUCCCUGCGUCGCCAGCUGCAGUCCUUCCAGGACCAGGUGCCCACGGCGGCUUCCGAUGUCCGCAGGCUGGAGCGAGAGAUCGCCGAGGCGAAACUUGAACUCUUCCGUCUGAAAGAUGCUAAGGCUCAUCCCGGUAGUGCUUCCAACAUCAUCGGCACCGGUCCUGGCGGCAUGGUGACCGAAGCGGACCGCAUCAAGGCCCGGGCCCGAGCCAGAAUGCAGGCGCGUGCGGCCGAGCUCGCCGGAAGGCCCGCUCCAGCCUCCCUCGAGGACGAUGGCGAUGCGGCUCGCCGCCUGGAGACAGAGACUGCCAAGGUGAAAGCGGACCGGGAGCGAAAUGAAGCCAUGACCCGUGAUGUCGAGGAGAGCGUUCGGGAGUUCGCGGGUAGUCUCGAGGACAGCCUUCGCGAAGAAGGCGAGAGUUCGGCCCGUGAUCACGAGAAGCGUCGCUGGGAGGAUGCCUUGGGUGUCGAGGAUAUCAUUCGCGACUUCAUUUACGAUCUGAACCGUGGAAGUAGAACGGCCGACGUGCGGAAGGAAGAAGAAGCUAGGCCUCAGCCGGCUUACCAGAAGGAGACUACGGAGACUUCGGUUCCAUCAAGACCUUCCCCGGUAUCCGCUAGCUCUAGCAGAGGUCCGGGAACUCCUGUGGGAGCAACUCACGAGGAUCGGGUGGCCGCCGCGAGAGAGCGUGCUCAGAAGCGGAUUGCCGAGCGCAUGGCAGCUGCCGGUCUGAAGCCAGCCGCUGACAAUGAGGAGACGCUGGUCCAGCGCCAGGAGCGUGAAAGGCGCGAGCGCGAGGAUCGAGUGAAGCGUGCCGAGGAAGAAGACGCCAAGCGUGAACAGGAGAGGCAACAACGUCUGGCUGCAGAGCGCGCGCCAGCCAGUGCUCCCACCAAACCCGCCGGCAAGAAGCCUCCGCCGGCACCACCCACCCGCCGAGGACGCGCGGACAGUGUUGAACAGCAGGCUGAAGUGAAGAGGGCCGAGGAAUCCGCCAAGGCAGCUCAGGCCCACGCCGCCCGUGAACAGUCCAUCCGGGAGGAGCAGGAAGCGCAGGAAGCGGAGACCAAGCGGUUAGAGGAUGAGGAGAGAAAGCAGGAAGAGGAAUUGCGACGUGAGAAAGAGGCACAAGAGGCUCGUCUUCGUGACCUCGAGGAACAGGUCCGGCAAGGCAAGUUGAAGAGGAAGGAGGAGAAGCGCCGUAAGGAAGAGGCGGGACGUCAGGCAAAAGAAAAGGAGGCGGCGCUUGCGGCCCAGCGGGCCGAAUUGGAAGCAGCCAGGGAGCGGGAACGUCAAUUACAGCUGCAGCUGGAGGGUCUCGAUGACGAUGAUGACAGCUCGUCGGAUGACGAAGGCCCCGUCAGCAUCACGCCCCAGGACAGCACCCCGACACAGAGCCAGGUGCUUCCCGCGGCAGUGCCUGCUACUACUACUUCGGUUCCAGAAGAAGUUGAGGUGCCAGCGCCACCACCAGUGGAAGUUAGCUCGCCGGUGAGCAGCCGUACCGGAGAUGAGGUUGAAUCGCGGAACCCAUAUCGAAACCUGAGCCAGACUUCUUCAACCGACGGUCAAGCGGCAGCCGCUGCUGCUGCCGCUCCUGCUGCUCCCACGUCUCCCGAAGUCUCGUCCACAAAUCCUUUCUACCGGUUAGUUCAGCAGGAGCACACCGGUGUCAAGCCUGUCUCCACCUUUGGCCGGCCUCCGGUCGGGACCAAGACCCAUGUCCGUCCAGAAUCCGAUGACUGGUCUGUUGCCGGCUCCGAUGUCGAAGAUUCCUCGGACGAUGACGACGAUGACCGUCCGGGUGGUGGCACCGCUAAGCAGCUGGCAAGCAUCCUAUUCGGCGCUAUGGCACCUCCACGACCUCUCAGCGCAAUGGAAGAUAACAAGUCACCAUCCAAGUCAGCGACCCCGGUACAACAGGGAGGUCCUUCUGCCCCUCCUCCUCCUCCUCCUCCUCCCCCGCCUCCCCCUCCUGCUACCGCUUCUCCUCCCGUCCCAGGGAUGAGCUUCGAUGCGCCGUCUGCCCCGCCGCCUCCGCCUCCACCUCCGCCACCGCCCGCUGCCCCGGCAGGUAUACCACCUCCGCCGCCGCCGCCACCCCCUCCUACUGGUGCUCCGCCGCCGCCCGCUCCUGCGCCUGCGUCGACCGGCCCGGGAGAUCGCAGUGCUUUGAUGGCAUCGAUUCAAGCCGGUAAGGGGCUGCGCAAAGUGCAAACGAAUGACCGGAGCGGGAAUGCUACGGUUGGCCGUGUUCUAGACUAG